Molecule: messenger RNA, 4765 nt
Organism: Striga asiatica
Lineage: Eukaryota; Viridiplantae; Streptophyta; Magnoliopsida; Lamiales; Orobanchaceae
Source: the annotation of a GenBank genome assembly
AACAGGAACCCUAACCCUAGACGCAACCAGCCGCACAAUCUCCUCUUUCUUUUCCUCGUCUCUGUAUAUCUCUUAUCCCUUCGUGAAGCAGUAAUUUGGAUCUGAUUGGAUUCGUAAUUAGGUUGUAUUGUUUUAGGGUUUGGAUUUUUUUGGGAGAUGGGAUGCUGGGAGGUUGAAGGUGGUGAAAUUGGACGUCCGGCGAGAUGACUGGUGAAGGCAGAUGUCAUAAGGGGCGGAGAUCCAUGGCCGGCGGCGGGGGCGCCGCGGAAUCGGAGAAAACCGACGGUAGACACGAUAUCCCCAAUUUGGAUCUGGAAUUUACCGAAAAGCCCUCGGGUUCUUCGGAAAUGACGAAACUGCCCCCUACGUCCACAGUGGAGCUUGACUUGUACGCACAAGCUCGUAAGGCGCUCUCCCUUCGUUCUCCAUUCGAUUCCGAAGAUUCGCAGGCUUCUCCCGCUACGGUAUCCGCUGUGAGUUCCCUGCCGAGUGGGGUGUCUCAUUUGCUGGGCAGGCAUGCGGAUGGUCGGAAGCGGCACAAGAGGUUGCAUUCGGGCUCGGAGAAGAAGUCUUCAGCUCCGGGUAAGGCUCGUGGGAGCAACAUUUGGGUUGAAACUGAGGAGUAUUUUCGGGAACUGACCCUCGAGGAUGUUGAGAGGCUGGAUGUGUUUUCGAGUUCUGGAUUUUCCAGCGAAGACAAGUGUUUCUCAGUUCCUUACCUCGUCAGUGAUGGUAAUUUGCGUGUUUACUGUGACUCGUUUAAUAGGAUGUUCGCAAAUCCAUCAGACGAGAAUAGGGUGGCAUCAGAUGAGAAUAGGGUGGACUUGGAAAAAUGUGCUGAGUUGAAAAGUAAUGGGGAUCUCGAGAUUGAUGUAAGGACGGCACAAGAAAAGAAGGGGUUUGCUUCUGUUGAUGUUAAUCUAGAUGAGGUAGCCGCAAAAAAGUUUCUGAUGAAAGAAGAAAGUAAUGGACCGAAGAGACUGAACUGUGAGAAUGAUUCAACUUCUUUUAGUGGUGUAGAGUGGCUUUUAGGAUCUAGAAGUAAAAUAUAUUUGGCAUCAGAAAGGCCCUCCAAGAAGCGGAAGCUUUUGGGGAAGGAUGCAGGGUUAGAGAAGCUCCUCGUGGCGCGCCCUGUUGAAGGUUUAGAGUCAGUCUGUCACUAUUGUAGUUAUGGGCACACGGGUGACCCCUUAAAUUUGUUGAUUGAGUGUGGUUCAUGUGGGAUGACAAUCCAUCAGAGGUGCUAUGGAGUUCAAGAUGAUGUGGAUAGUUCCUGGUCGUGUUCCUGGUGUAAAUGGAAAAAUGUUGUGAAAUUGAGCAAAGCAAUACCAUGUAUCCUAUGUCCAAAGCAAGGUGGUGCACUGAAGCCCGUGCAGAAACGGGGAUUUGGGAGUGACUAUGAGGGGUCGAAGGUAGAGUUUGCCCAUUUGUUCUGUUGCCAGUGGAUACCUGAGGUUUAUUUGGAAAACACAAGGGCUAUGGAACCAAUCAUGAAUGUGGAUGAAUUGAAGGACACAAGACGAAAGUUGCUAUGUUAUCUGUGCAAGAUUAAACAUGGUGCCUGUGUCAGGUGCAGUAAUGGAUCUUGUAGACUGUCAUUCCAUCCUAUUUGUGCAAGGGAGGCAAGACUUAGAAUGGAGAUUUGGGGAAAACUUGGAUCGGAUGAGGUUGAACUGCGUGCUUUUUGCACAAAACAUACAGAAGUACAUAGUGAUAACGGCUUUCAAGAUGCUGGUGAUAUUUCCUUAGCAGCUGAUCUGGAUGUUAGGAAGCUUAAUGAUAUUCUAUUGGAUGGUGAGGACUUAAUCAACAACAUAAGAAAUUCGUACUCUCAUCCAGAAUAUGGAGAUGCAAUGCAUCCGGUUGAUGGGAAUGAUAAUGAAGAUGUUAAUGCUUGCAGUGUUCUCAGUUUCUCUAUGAUACUGAAGAAGGUAGCUUACGAUUUUUACUUUUGCCCUUGUCCUGAUAUUGGUUUACUUUUCUUUUGCCUCUUUGGAUCCUUGCAGGAUAAUCACAUGGUACCAGAGUUACAGUGUAAGCUACUUAGAUGGCUGAAAAACCCUGCUCAAAUUGCCAACUUACAGAGAACAAUGAAAGUGAAGGUUAGAUCACUUGGAGCUUCCAAAGAUGUGGCUGAUGUAGCUGAAGACGGUGAUGCUGUUCUAGUAGAGGAGUCCAAUGUUUCUGAUUCUGUUCCAGUCAAAUCUGUUCCACCUCGCAGAAGAACCAAAAGCAUUAUAGGGACUGUGAACGAUGAAAAGUCGUGCUCCUCCAACUCCAAGGACAACAAUAAUGAUGAAACAAAUGAGGGUGGUGUUGAUUCAUGUGCUAUGAGAGACAAUAUAAAUGAUCCAUCUAGCAGGUCUUUGCCUAAUGGUACCAAUAAGCUUUUGAUUGACUACCAGAAGCACCAGGAUGAUUCAGUGGACAAUUCUAUCAAAAUUGAAGACGAGCUGAGAGCUCUAAAGCAGUUUCUCUCUGAAGAUGGUGUCAGUGAGAAAUCUGGACUAUCUCAACAGCUGAUGUCGUGUCCUCCUGUCUCAAUAAAUGAGGAAGCUAAUCAGGCUUCAUACAUACAUCCAUUCAUCUACAGUAAAUUGAUGCUUGAGAAAGAUGCAUCUUAUCAGACUGCAGUUCUAAGAGAGCGGGAAGCUUCCCAGUUGGGAGCAUCUUCUAGUGCUGGCCUCUGUUGUGACAGCGGCAACUUGCAAAGGACUUCUAGCGACCGGACCUCUAAAUGCAGUGGUGGAGUGAAUAUCAAUCAAUUGUUUGAUGCAAGAAAUAUGGAAAUACUCAAACUAUCUCCUACAGAUGAAGUGGAAGGACAACUUCUAUAUUAUCAACAUCGACUCAUUUCCAAUGCUGUUUCGAGGAAACACAUAUGUGAUGAUUUGAUCUCGAGGGUUGUUAGGAGCCUCCCGCAGGAGAUGGAUGCUUCUGGAAAACGAAAAUGGGAUGCUGUACUGGUUAACCAGUACCAUCGUGAACUUAAGGAAGCUAGAAAGCAAGGCAGAAAAGAGCGUCGGCAUAUGGAAGCUCAAGCUGUGUUGGCUGCUGCUACUGCUGCUGCAGCAGCUUCCUCUAGGUUGUCAUCGACUAGGAAAGAUGCCCCAGAAGAUUCUUUACAUCAGGAGGAUACUGUGAAGAUGAAUGUAUCUGAUGUGAGGAAUGGGUUGCAGUCUCAGCUGAAUCUUCGAGUGAAAGAGACUGUUACUAGGCUGGGUAUUGCAAGGGCUUCACUUGAAAAGAACACCGAUUUGGGCCAAUUAGCUUCAGAUAAUCCAAAAGAUCGUUGUCGGACAUGUGACAUAUGCAGACGGUCUGAGACAGUUCUGAAUCCAGUUUUAGUCUGUUCAAGUUGCAAGGUUGCAGUUCACUUGGACUGUUACCGUAGCGUUAAAAGCACCACAGGGCCCUGGCUUUGUGAAUUUUGUGACGACCAAUUUUCUUCUCGAUGUUCUGGAGCACCGGAUACAAACUCUUGGGAGAAGCCUUACUCUGUUGCAGAAUGUAGUUUGUGUGGGGGCACAGCAGGGGCUUUUAGGAAGUCAGUGGAUGAUCAAUGGGUGCACGCCUUAUGUGCUGAAUGGGUGUUAGAAUCAACAUAUAAAAGGGGGCAAGUUAAUCCUGUUGCAGGAUUGGAUACUGUCUCCAAAGGAGCUGAUGUUUGCAAUGUAUGCCGUCUCAAACAUGGUGUUUGCCUCAAGUGUAGCUAUGGUCAUUGUCAGACAACAUUUCACCCUACUUGUGCUAGAAAUGCUGGUUUCUUCAUGACUGUUAGGACCAAUGGCGGCAAGUUGCAACAUAAGGCUUACUGUGAAAAGCAUAGCACAGAUCAAAGGGCAAAGGCCGAUGCUCAGAAGCAUGGGAUUGAGGAGUUCAAGUCUCUUAAGCAAGUCAGGGUUGAGCUGGAGAGACUGCGUCUUCUAUGUGAAAGGAUUAUCAAAAGGGAGAAAUUGAAACGUGAGUUGGUCAUUUGCUCGCACAACGUCCUUGCUUCAAACCGAGACUCUGUUCUCUCUGCUUUGGCCCGUCACCCAUUUUACCAGCCUGAAGUCAGUUCCGGAUCAGCCACAACCUCCAUCAAAGGUCAUACUGAUGGGUGUAAAUCAGGUCGUGAGUUGGUGCAAAGAUCGGAUGAUGGGACAGUUGAUAGCACAGUUGCCGGUAAAAGACGCAUUAAGAUUCAUUUGUCAGUAGACAACAACGAUCAGAAAACGGACGAUAGCUCCACAUCCCAAAACCUUUACAGGCUAAAACCCGUGGAGAGAAAAUCGUUUUCUGGGAAGCAAAUCCCCAAACGACUUCCGGCCGCAUCACGGAACCCUUCAGACAAUGUUGAUAAACGAAAAAAACAAAGAAAACACGUGGAGACCUUCGAAAAGGAGCUUUCAAUGACAUCUGACCAAGCAUCCAUGAAAAAUCAACGGCUUCCAAAGGGAUUCGUUUAUGUCCCGAUCAGGUGCCUAUCCAAGGACAAGGACAAUAAUGGUCAAGAUGCCCGAGAACAAGUCGAACCAUAACAAAAGCACCUUUCAACCGAGCUCAAAGUGUAAAUUUGACUCGGGCACAUUGAAGUUCCUGAAGUCCACGGAUAAAUGCUCGAUAUUCGGUUACCUCACGAAAAGAUUGGAGCUCUAUUGUAUAUGCAUAGUUGGAGUACUUUGUACAGUGGGGAAAUGGGAUUUUUUCCCAAUGCGUGUAAUUUCAAGAGGCUUUCAAUUUGUCUAUAGCCUUGUUGCUUUUUUUUUUUAUUUUUUUUUUU